AUGUUCUUCUCAGACGAUCUCCUCACCACCAAGAAGGGGUCAUUCGGUAUCGUCUGGCUCAUGGCCACCCUGGGGCCGCGCAACAAGAAGAUCACGAAAAAACAGCUCGCUGCUGUAGACCUAGCAAAGACAUGUGAACUAAUCGCAGAACCGCCCGAGCCCAUGGCUUUGCGACUGAGUGGCGCGUUGCUCGUUGGUGUUGCAAGGGUUUACAACCAGAGCUUCGACAUGUUCUACGCUGACGUGACCACUUUCCACGCCAAUUUGAGACGCUCUAUCGCUAUAGACUUGAGUCACCCUUCCAAUACUAUGGUGGGAGGCGGCGCGCUAGAGCUACCGAAUGAUGGGCAGAUAAGGUCGGAAUUGAUCACCAUCGGAAACACGGACUUUGACUGGGAUAUGUCAUCUUGGGACGCAGAGUUUGCUCACGUGGACUGGAAUGAUCCUCUGGCUCCUGGUCGCAAAAGGCGGGCAUCUUCCGUUCUUUCCUCGUCCCAAAUAUCCCCUGCAUCCGAGCGUGACGGAGUCGACACAGUGGAGGAUGGAUAUGUUCGCGAUCUGGAAGAGGAAGAAGAUUACGAGUUUGAAGUCGGAAGGAUGGCGAAGAGAAGUAGAUUCUCCGCAUCUCCAGCCUAUACCACCCUUCAUCGCACUCCAAUCCAUCAGCGCCCUCCGUCUAAUCCUCUAUUUUCCCGCAACGACCUCGACUUCCAGCAAGAAGUUGACCUUGGUCUCAACCUCGACCUUGAUUUUGACGGUCCGGCAGGGGUUGACGACAGUUUUUCUGGGCCGAGUGGUGGCAGAGGGUUCGAGAUGCCUCUAGCGCCAAUGGAUGACUAUGACAUUGGGCCUGAUAUGCCCGCAUUGAUGGACAAUAUGGAAGGGCCAGUGAUCUUCUAUGAUGAGGAAGGCGGUCCUCUCGGUGAUGAACAACAGCUUCCCUUGUCACUUCGACAGCCUUCCCCCAACGCCAACGACCUUGCCCACAACGAUGAUUAUCCAGGCCCCUCCUACCAGAAGAGGAAGGCCAAGCAAAUUAAGAAGGUCGUCUUCGACUCAUCUUUGGAGAUCAACGAGGACGAGGAGCGGCAGGCGCGCUCAAGCUACAGAGAAAGGAUGGCGAAAGAUAGGAAAGAUGCCGAGUCAAAGGAGGCUGAGAGACGACUUGGGCUCGAAGUGAUAUCGAUGGUGGAUGGUGCGGGUGGUUUCCAGUUCUAUGACGCUGAGAUGGCCGACAUGUUCUCCUCUCUCACGAAAGUCGCCAGAUUCAAAUGGGAGGCUGAUCUUGCCCGCUCCAAGAGCCGCAGGAAGGGUCUUAUUUCUACUUCCGACCAGGAUAUCGACAUCGACGAACGCAAAGAGCGGCAUGCGGUAAAUUUCCCCCAUGAUUUCGACAUGCCUAUGGCUCCCAUGGAUGAUUACGACGUCCAGGCAGGGUACAUGCAAGAUGCGAGGCAGCUGCCAGAUGGAGAGGUUGACUUUGGACAGAAUGAUGCCUACUAUCCUCCCAUCUACGACGACUAUGAGGUUCCUGUUCGUGAUCGGGAUGCCAGCAUGGCCAGGUUGAGUGAUGUGGAAUAUGGUAGACGGGACAGUGUUCGGAGCGGUGGCAACCUUCCCUGGGAGAUCACAGCUGGAAGCACGCCAGGUGGGGCCUACCCAGACUUUGCCGACACAUCUUUCAGUCCUGGAUCCCUGAAAUUCAGCCUCAUGACCCCUCAAGAAGCUCGCAUUCGUCAAAACAGCCGCUCCGGCAACAAUACGGGGAGCCAAUUCGCACGUCGACACCGGAUUCGAUCUUCUUCAUUGAUGAGCGACAGACCGGAUGACGAUCCUCUCAUGUUGGCCCGUGCGAGGAGCGCGGAACUUGAUUUGCCCUCUGAUGUGGACCUCGAAGACAUCCUCCCAUCCGAAACACAACAAGCCCGUCUGGCAGACUUGCCGGACGCCUUCCGUCCAGAGAUGCUUGCGACUCUUGAGAAACAGUGUAGAGAUUUCUUGACGUACAUGGAAAAGAAAAUGAUUGGGCUCAAGAAAGAAAAUAUCAUGUUUGAUGAGCUUGUGCCGAGGACUAGCAAGAAAAAUUGGGCUGCCGUUGCUUUUUACGAUUGUCUGACCCUCUCCACAAAGAACAUUAUCAGCGUGGACCAGCCAGAGCCUUGGGAUACUAUCCACAUUCGCUUCGCCGAUAAGCCGUCUGUUUAG
Cryptococcus wingfieldii CBS 7118 is the source of this 2205-nucleotide messenger RNA. RefSeq lists its product as hypothetical. The transcript is spliced from 16 exons. Gene Ontology annotation, cellular component: cohesin complex; synaptonemal complex. The record is from RefSeq and is a predicted model, not a curated record. Gene Ontology annotation, molecular function: chromatin binding; protein binding. Gene Ontology annotation, biological process: synaptonemal complex assembly; replication-born double-strand break repair via sister chromatid exchange; mitotic sister chromatid cohesion. Lineage: Eukaryota; Fungi; Basidiomycota; Tremellomycetes; Tremellales; Cryptococcaceae. The coding region runs from base 1 to 2205 and encodes 734 amino acids.